CAUUCCCCUCAAGGUCGUGCAGAAGAAGGUAUCAGUAAAGAUUCUGAGUGAGUAAUAGCUACGGCAACAACAACGGCAAAAAGCCACCACCUAGGGUUUCUGCCAUCCUCCAAUUUCAACUCCCAAAAUUAGGGUUUCUCAUUUCCCCUUUCUUCUCAAACUCUCGCCAUGGCGGAUGGCUACUGGAACCGGCAGCAGGCGCUUCUCCCCCACUCUGGCAUGCUUAAACGACCCCGUUCCGAUUAUGAGAUGCCAGCUUCUGGUCUGUCUUUGGGUAACGAGAUGCGUAAUUAUAUUGCUCGUGAUGAGGACCGUACUGGUCACCGAAUGCUAAAGGACACUAAAACAAUUGGAUCUGCUUAUGACCGAUACCUUCAGAGUGGGCAACUUUCUUCAUUUGCUUCUGGGGAAGCCAGUACGAUUGGUGGUCUUGGAUUGGCAAGGGGUGUUGGUGGAUUACCAGGCCAUUCGCUUGCUGAUCCUGCUGUCAUGGGGCGUCAUGGGGGUGGUGGUCCUGAUCUCACUCCAAAUGGACGGGGUGUUAAUUAUGGUGGUCAGCUACCAGUAGAUGCAGUUUCCAGGCCUGGACCUGAGGCAGUACCUCUACCUCCAGAUGCUUCAAGUACUUUAUAUGUUGAAGGUCUCCCUGCUGAUAGCACUAAAAGGGAAGUGGCUCAUAUUUUCCGCCCUUUUGUUGGAUAUAGAGAAGUGAGACUAGUGAGUAAAGAAUCUAAACAUCGUGGUGGAGAUCCUCUGAUCCUUUGUUUUGUGGACUUUGCAAGUCCAGCUUGUGCAGCAACUGCUUUGAGUGCCUUGCAAGGUUAUAAAGUCGAUGAACUCAACCCUGAGUCUAGUCACUUGCGGCUUCAGUUUUCUCGGUAUCCUGGUCCAAGAUCUGGACCUGGAUCUCGUGGUAAGAGGUAUCCGUCAAGUUAAUAUGCCCCUGUCUAUUAGCUUAGAUAACUGGGGGAUAUGAUGGCUAGUGAAAUAUUCAGAAAAGACUGUAUUUCCCUUGGGCAGCCUCAGCUAUGUUUCAUUGGUGAAAGGGCCACAAACCCGAUAGUUUUUCCUGUGUAAAUGUGAUGUAGGAAUGAGCUCCAAAAAUCUAGAUUUAUCCAGAAAGAGGCAUGAUAUAAUUUGCUACUUCAGAGAACAGAGUUUAUAGAGAUCUGUUUUCUAGCAAGAUUCUUUGGUGAAGCAUUUAGGGACUGUUUGGUACGUGGCUUUUUCUAGGAUUUUCGGAAAACUGAUUUUUUUUUAAAUUUUAA
Molecule: messenger RNA, 1268 nt
Organism: Gastrolobium bilobum
Lineage: Eukaryota; Viridiplantae; Streptophyta; Magnoliopsida; Fabales; Fabaceae
Product: RNA-binding protein 1-like
Exons: 7
Coding region: 169-936 (255 amino acids)
Molecular function (GO): mRNA binding
Source: RefSeq, a predicted model, not a curated record